Messenger RNA from Rotaria sordida, 650 nucleotides. NCBI's taxonomy places the organism in Eukaryota, Metazoa, Rotifera, Eurotatoria, Philodinida, Philodinidae. The record is from the annotation of a GenBank genome assembly.
AUGAUUAUACGUUCACAUCAAGUUAAAGAAAGAGGUUAUGAUUUUGAUCAUAAUGGAAAUAUUUUAACUAUUUUCAGUGCAUCAAAUUAUUGUGAUGGAUCCAAUUAUGGUGCUUUUGCACGAUGGGAUUAUAUGGCCGAUGGACCAGAAAUGACUUCGUAUACAUUACAAGAUAUGAGUCCAAAUGAACAAUUAAGUUUUAAUAAACAAGUAACAUUAUUUGAAGAUCCAGUUUAUCAAACAUUAAUGAAGAAAAUUGUAGGAAAGAAAAGUUUACUUAAAAAAGAAUUUGAAAAAGCAGAUAAAAAUCAAACUAAGCAUUUAUCGCCAACUAUUUGGUCUGAUAUAAUGGAAAAUAUUCUUCAAAUUGAUUUACCGUGGUUGACUCUACGUUCAAAAUUUGUAAGAGAAGAUGCACAAGGAGUUCUAUAUAAUACUACAAUUGAAGAUUAUGCGUUAGAUAAUACAAAAUUUCAAAAAACUCAUACGGGUAUUAUAGAAGAUCUCUAUAUGUGGAAAGAUACACUUAUGGCAUUAUUUAAUUUAAUCGAUUCUGACCAUUCGGGUUUUAUAAGUCGUGAUGAAUUUUCUGAUGUUCUUAAACUAAUAUUUUAUGGUAAAAAUGUUAACAAUGAUGUUAAUCAAACAUA